UAGAUCUUCGAACAUAUACUUCUAGUCGCUCUUUUACUUUUUACUUUUCCUUUUACUUCCAUCUCUACCUUUCCCAUUCCCAUCCGUCACUAUGCACGGCACCACUCUCUUUUCGCUCCUCGCGGCCGCAUCGUCAACCCUCGCAGCGCCCUCAGUCCUCCCCCGCGCCCCCCAAUGCCCCAUCGUCUUUGACGGCCGCAUCCCCGUCAACACCACCCCCUCGACCUUCGACACGCUCGGCCUCUACAACAAAGACUACGUCAAGGGUAACAACCUCACCUGGUCCGACAUCCUGCUGUUCCCCAACACGGCCUCGCGCUUCGACGGUGCAAACUACACUGCCGUCGAAGUCACCAUCUCCGACAAGAGCAUCUUCCAGAAGCAGAACGGGUUCCGCCGCGCGGGCCUGCAGUUUAUGAAUGAUGCUGCCGAUGGGCCCGGCGGCAAAGGCGUCAAGACACUGCAUUGGAGCGUCAAGCAGGACGGCGCGCGCAAGCUUAAUCUCACGCACGAGUACCUGAAUGCGUGGCAUGAGACGGCGGACUACUCGGCGAAUCAGAUCCAAUUCCAGGCUGGCAGUUUGAUUGGGAAGAGCAAUGCGGAUAAGAACUCGUUCAAGAUCCUGGAUCGGGCGGGGAAGCAGUUGUGGAGCACCAAGAUGGAGAUGAAGAAGUGGCAGAAUUUUGCCGUCAAGUUGGACUAUGUGAACAACCAAACUACCAUCUACUACUCGGCUGAUGCCCGCGUGCUGCAAAAGGUUGCUGGGCCCCUCGCGGUCGAUCUUUCUGGUCAAGGCCAGUUCCAGCUCGGCAUCUUGAAGAAGCCAAUGGGCACGGACGACGUUGUCAACAGUGGUUAUCAGAGCCCGAACCUCAACGAGGGCCAGAUCUACGGUGGUGUAUUCCUCGAGGACAGCGCAAAUGGUUGCAUCAGUUUGUAAGCGUGGAUGGGAGGUCGGUGUUGGUGUGUGUAGCACGGUCAGUAGGUUCGGCGGGUGAGAAGUUCACUCGUGUUUGAUUUUUGAUAUGCUUGGGUUGAGAAAAAGAAAAGUGGGAUAAAAACGUCUAUG
Messenger RNA from Dothidotthia symphoricarpi CBS 119687, 1069 nucleotides. Its product is annotated as glycoside hydrolase family 131 protein. The transcript is spliced from 2 exons. Lineage: Eukaryota; Fungi; Ascomycota; Dothideomycetes; Pleosporales; Dothidotthiaceae. The record is from RefSeq and is a predicted model, not a curated record. Bases 92 to 940 code for a protein of 282 amino acids.